Drosophila erecta is the source of this 851-nucleotide messenger RNA. RefSeq lists its product as uncharacterized. The record is from RefSeq and is a predicted model, not a curated record. Bases 129 to 830 code for a protein of 233 amino acids. Lineage: Eukaryota; Metazoa; Arthropoda; Insecta; Diptera; Drosophilidae. The transcript is spliced from 2 exons.
AGGAGUGGAUUUGAGAUUCUCAAUUUAACUCAAUUAACUUAAUAUUAUGUAGCCGGAAAAAAGUUCGACUAGAUCAAAGCCCGUUUCCAGAGCAUAGCAGUGCCAUAGGUCCUCGCCCAUCCUGAAAAAUGCCGAAGAAGGGGAAAAAAGACAAGGGGAAGAAAGGAAAGAAAAGCGUUUUCGCAUCCAAGUCGGCACCAGCACCCGAAGUGCCUCCUGAACCAGUUUUCGAUAGAAGUGUGCCGGUCUUCUCCUUCGAUCUGGUUAUCACUCGAUUGGAGGUAAAGGGCGUUGCCCUAACUGACCCCAGAAAACUGCUGGUGAAGGUCGGCUUUGGGGGCAACAACCUCAGUCUCACAGCUAGUAGGACCAAUGUGAGCGAGUUCAAGCCGAAUGCCAGUCACACCUUCCAGGCGGAACCACCAAAUCUUGCCCAGAAAGUCGAAGAAAGUGGCAUAGACUUUGAGGUGGUGUACGACGAGCAAGUUGUUGGCUUGGGCAAACUCAGUCUGCCCAAAAGAUUAAGCAGCAGAAUCAAGCUGGACAUGAAGGCAUUCUCGUACACUAGCACUUGUCCCCUGGAAAUGGCGGGGAAACCAGUUGGCGGAUUAGAGUUCCUUUGCAAGCUGUUCAUCAAAUGUGGCGAUUAUGCCAGGGAGGGCGAAACCUGUCCCAAUUUGGAUAGGAAUCUUAGUCCCAAGGACAUAGUUUUUGUGGUCGGCAAAUCGCAGGCGAAUACCAGCUGCUGCGAUCCCUGUCGAGAUGCUCUGGAAAUCGAGGCGAGAAAACAGAAGGACUAUAGUAUUCAAUCGGGUUCUGCUCCAAAAUAGAGAAAAUUUAGGUUGACGUAA